Pogonomyrmex barbatus (red harvester ant) is the source of this 7085-nucleotide messenger RNA. RefSeq lists its product as uncharacterized. The record is from RefSeq and is a predicted model, not a curated record. Gene Ontology annotation, molecular function: protein binding. Lineage: Eukaryota; Metazoa; Arthropoda; Insecta; Hymenoptera; Formicidae.
UAAUAUGUUACAACUUCAAUUUCAAUGUGUAAUAGAAACUAUUGUAUGUAACAGGACACCUGGCGUUCGUCCCGUCAGUGCCAAUUGUAAAAAUGGCGAUGUUGUGGGUGGUGGAUUCAAACACAGGCGCGAAAUAUAAGUUUGAAAACGGAAAACGAGAGAGCUUUCCUUUCACAGAUUUUUCAAGCGUUGUUGUCCUCUUUUCGUCUUCGGUCGAAUCUUACAUUCGACGCGAGAUGAAUUUUCCGUAUGACAAGCGCGUGCGAAGGAACAGGAAGAUCCAACGAAAUGUCGAACCUACGCGUGAUCGAUAGACUUGUAUGUGCGUGGAUAAUCAUGAUAAACACGUUGGCGUCGAGGUAGCUUUAUUUCUUAUUGUAUACGAGAAGAACGGCGAAACGUCGCUUGUUUUCGGAUGCAUCGAGAAAGCUGAGAAUUCGGAAGGAAGCAGCUAGAGUGCACGUUGGUAGCAGUGCACUUACAAAUGUUUGCCAUUCGCUGUGACUGCUGAGACGCAGUUGCGUGUUAAGAAGAGCUUUAUUUGAUUACCUGGACCGUGACGGCCCAGGCGCUUCGAUGAGAUCUCGGGAUCGCCGACGUAUAUUUUCAACGUGACCAUGGAAGCCCUCCUACCGUCUGAGAUCGCUAGAUUAAUUCUCGGUUAUUUAGAAGAUCAGAAGUGUACUGAAGCAGCCAAAUUGUUUUUAGAAACAUCUCCACACUUGCAAGAAUGUCGUGCAGUACUUUCUCAUGGCAGGAGAUUCAGCACCAGAGUCAACGGUUUAACGUUGAUUGAUAUUGUUGAAAAGUUUUCUGCCAUUAGUGCUAUGAUUCAAGAACGAUUAAGCAAGGCUACUGAUUGUGAGCAAUUAAAACACUGUGGGGAUCUAAUGGAACAACUCAAGUUUCUUGUUGAAGAGCCACGUGGUCAGCGAUUUGUUGUAAACAUAAAUGUACCUUCACAGAGUAAUGUACAAACAUCAAGUGGCUCACCUAUUACUGCAAGCAAUAUGCGCAAAAGACAUCACAGUAAUAGCGAACGGAAUAAACGCAAUAUUAGAAACCAAUUGAAUUCAGUACAACAAUCUGAUAUUAUGAGUCCGCCAGGAAGUUGCCACAAUGUUGACACAACCCCGUUAGAAAGUCUGCCUGGAAAUAUUGAUUUAAAGCAGAUGGAAUGUGUUGCUCAUACAGUUGAGAAGAGAGAUGACAAUUACACGCAGGAGUCUCACAGACAAUGUAAUUCUAAUAAAAAUAACAGUACAAAUGUUACCACACGUGAUAAAAAUAUAUAUAGUAGUACUCGAAUGAGUUUAGAUGAUGUCUCGAGUGUGCGAAGUUGCGAAAUGGACAUUGAUGAUAAAAGAAAGGAAGAAAGCGCAAGUAGCGCGUUACCUACACGAUAUACUACAGCCACAAGCACGGAGGAACUAUUAAGUUUCUCUAGUACAGAAGUACAAACUAUUCCUUAUGAAAUACCCGAGUCAGAGUCUGAAUCUAAUGACGAACCUAUUGAAAAUCUCAGUAUAUUGACAAAAGAAAUCUUGAAUCGUACAGAGUUACAAGAAUGUAUUGCAGAAAAUAUCAACAAAGCGAUCAUUCCUACGGAUCUAUCUUUCAAGGAUGAAAAUCUGAAUGAAUCCAUGGUUGGUGAAGGAAACACUUCGAUCAUGACUGAAUUAAAUAAUGCUAUUAAAUCGAUUGUUGAAGCAACGGAAUCUGAUCCUGUUUUUGAAAAGUUUCUUAAUGAGAUCAUUGGACCACAUACGGAAACGGAUACAAGUCCAGAGGAAGAUGGCGAAGGAAAACUAAGUCCAAAAUCGGUUAAUGAUCUACAGGAGAAACAAAUUGAAACAGUAGCAGACCGCGUUAGUUCACCUGAACCGAUAGUGACAGACAAAGUUGUCGCAGAAGAUGGUCUAGCGGAUGUGCCUUUGAAACAUAGGCUCCGUAGUUCUUCAAGACAACAGUACAAUAGACUUGAAGACGAAAUUGAGAAAGCGAGAGAUCAAGAAAAAGAUCAGAUUGCAUUGGAAGAUCAAAAUGCAGCCGCAGUGUUGAGUAUUAUAAAUGCUAAUAUUACUAAUAAUGUGCCUGAUAAUGAAAAAAGAAUUCUUGAUACGAAAGAAUUAAUAGCCUCAAAUGAUAAUAAUGGACAAAUAAUACAAACGAUCGCAUCUAUAGAAAACAAAGACGAUACAACUAUAAAGUCCUUAACCUCGGAAGACAUAGAUAAAGGUAAUAAUGUUAUACUACCUGCAAAUAACGUACAGUCUAAAGUUAAAAAGGCCACGGUAAAGCGACCACGACCUACAAAACCUAAACGCGAUCAAACGAUUAUCGAUAGACAGUCUAAUUCCAUUCAGCCUAACGCAAUUCAGCCCAUAACAGAACACGAAAUCAUGACUAUGCCAACGUUGAUAAUGUGUUCGAAAGAUGAGGUAAACAAUCUUUUUAUAAAUCGUUCAACUAUAACUUCGACUUCUACUUCGCGUUUUAUUCCGAUCGCUCCGAAAGAUCCAAAUAGAAUUGAAGAAACCGUGGAAACUCUAUUUUUAAGGACAGUAAAUGUAGCGCAAAAAGUACCAAUAGCCAAAACGCUGCCAGCUAUAAUAGAACCAAAUUCUACAAUCCAAGUAGGAUUAUUACAUUCAAAGAGGAAUAAUGGUGAUGUUAACAAACAAUUAAAAGUUGUACAUAAAACUGACGCGAUAGUACCAAUUAGUAUUGAUCAACAGAUAUUGAAUCCGAUAGAACCUACUCAAACAGGUAAGAUCGUUGGAAGCGAAUCGAUAACGCUUUAUAGUAAUGAAACCAAUGCUAAAACGUCAUUGGACAGCACCAAUAUGCCUACGAUUAACCUGGAGGAAAAUAUCAGUUUGUCGGGUAGUGGGUUUUCUCCGUAUUUAAAAUUUAAUUGUACUAAGACCAACCAAAGCCACAAUCUUUCAGAUAUUGAUUUGGCACCCGUGAUGGAAAAUGCGAGGAACACGACGGCAAAUAACAAUGAGCAAUUACCUAAAAACGUUGAUAAUGUUAUAACUAAACGCACACCAAAAUCCCUGUUAAAAAGUAGGUCCAAAAAUCAUAGAUUAAGCUUGUCUACGCCGCGCAAACGAAGCAGUCAUAUAAGAGCACUUGACUUUAGCACUCCUACGAGAACAACGAGUUCAACUAGAAAAACUAACGCAGAUGGAAACACCCCGUUUUCGUCCACAUCGACAAAACGUUUAAAGUCCGUCUGUAGGACUUCGUUAUUUAGAUCACCGUCAAUUUCUAAUACUUCCACUCAAAAGCAGAAGAGUCCGAUAAAAAUCUGUCAGUCUUAUAGAAUUCCCAUAGCUACUAGAAGUCCUGCGCCUAAACUCAUGGGUGGUUGGGACAAAUGUAAUGGCGUUGGCGUUAUUAUAGGUGAAGUGUCUCCACAUGGGAGUACUAGUGCGUCUUGUUCUUCUUCUGAGGAUAAAGUCAUUCAACGUAAGCCGUCUAAACCGCUUAUGGGCAGUUGGGAUGCUGAUUUACGCAAGUGUAUAGAGUCGAAUGGACAAGAUGAACCGCAAAAAUCGGAGAAGCCUACAAAAAAAAGAAAAAGUUCUAUAAAAGAUAAGAAUUGCGAGAUACGUAAAAAGAUUAAAUGUAAUUCAUCAACAAAAAGCAGUGAUGAAGAAAAAAAUUGCAAUAAUCCGAAAGUAAACAGAAAGUGUAAGCAUGAAGAUUACAAUGAACCGGAAGAGAAUUCUCAAGGAAACAACAGAAAAAUAACAGAACUGCAAAAUAACGGGAAAGAAAAUGUGAAAACUGCCGUUAUUAUUAUAGAUUCUACUACGAAUAAAUCAGAUAAAAUUUCAGAUUCAAUUAAUAUUCAUAAAACAGUUGCGAAAGUGAAUGCUACAACUAGCGAUGCGACAAUAGCCGAAAAAAAAACCUGUAAAAAAUAUGCACAAUUAAAGACAAUAUCGACUAAUUUGAAGAAACUCGAUAACGAAAGAGGAAAGACUGCGGAGGUCACGCAAAUCAAUUCGCAGACAUCUGAAAUCUCGAAAAUUUUAUCCGCUGACAGUACACAACAUAUCUUACGAAUGCCCGAUAUGAUAAACUUGGAAACACCUAGAAAAUUCGACAACAUAUCGGGACCUCCACCGACACCGAGAGUACUGAGUCCCAGUAGUAGUCUCAUUACACCGUUCAUCAAGGUCAGUGAAGACUCUACUAAAAUACGUAGUUUUAUCACCACGCCGGAAUUUCCGAUAACUCCGGGCGUAGCUAUAACUCCAAAAGAAGAGACGACUAGAGAUAUCAUAAAGAGAGGCGAAUACAAUUCCUCGUAUUAUAAACCCACCUCUGAGCAAGUCCAGAAUUCUGAGGAUUUAAAACCUAAAGAUAGCAGUACACAAGAAUCACCUAUCCUAUCUUCAUCGCAUAUAAAAUUACAUUCGAUGCACAAUAGUCUUGCUUCCGAUAAUACUUAUCAAACAUGUACCUCCUCUAAACUAGAAAUAACGGAAUUCGAAGUGAUUAAGGAGAAUUUACCGAGGGAAGAGGCUAUCAAGGAGUUCAAAAUUGCAUCUACGUCGAAAGAUUUAGUUAAUUCACCAGAACUCAACGCUGCUAUUGUAAUAGAUCGUCAAGUGGAUUUAAUAGAGAUAAACGAAUUUAAAGACAUAAAUGAGCAUUGCGAAACAGUAGUCGACGCCAAUGACUCGCACAAUUCUGUGGAGAGUAGUUCCUCAUCAUCCGAUACGUCAUCAUCUUCAUCGUCUUCAUCUACAUCCAGUAGUUCGAACACAAAUACAUCAACGAAUACAUGUUCACCAAAUGGAAAAUGCGAUAAAGGUCAAAGUAAAAUGAAUACAGACAGCAAUAGCGAUUUCGCAGAAAAAAAUCUUAAUGCACCGAAAAAUACAACCGAUGCAUUGAUGAAUAUACCAAACGAUGCUUGUAAACAAUCAAAUAACGCGUUGACCGAAAUGGAAUCUUCGCCGAGAAAAGUAUUCGCGAUCGCAAAAACAGACAAUGAAAUACAGAAUACGUUGAAGGAAACCCCCGCUAAAGAUGAGACUCUAUUAAACGAAGCUGAUAUUUCGGAAACGCCUAGUAGCUCAAAAAGCGGAGUAGAAUCUCUGACUAAUUUGACGACAAAGAUAUCGGCAAUUAUAACGGAAGAUGAAAAAUUAUCAAAACAGAGUAGCAAUAAAUUGCCGAUUAACAAAACGAAAGCGCUACCAAAGAUAAUAGAUAUACAAUGUAUUCAGCCAGGUUCAUCAAAAUUUAUCAUCGAGCCUUUAAAAUCGAUUAAACACGAGUGUCAAUCCGAGUGUGAGCCAAGCGCACCUGUGCACGAUAAAUUCAUGCAUAAGCAGUUACUAGAAGAAAAACGACAACGUAUUAUGGCAAAAAUCAGAGAUAAUUCAAAACUGAAUCUUCCUGCGACGAAUCGUAAACGUAUUUUAACAGGUAAAGUUGCUGACACUCUGAAGAAGUUUGGUAGAGGAAAACGAAUCAUACGUCCACCGGCGAGAUAUUCCAAAGAUGUUAAUAAAAAUAUAGAAUCACAGGAUAAUCGACAAGAAACUUUGAGAAAAAAUACGCGAAGAAAAUUUGAGUCACAAACACAAAGUCUUGCAAACAAAUGCAAUAAUGAAAAGAAGACAAAUCAAGCUAGUACAUCAAAAGAUACAGACUCUAACUUGACAAAUUAUAAAAAUAACAAUGACAAACCACUAGAUAAUAAUGUGAAGAAACAAUUACAUGAAAAUAAUAUUUGUGACGUGAAAGAUAAUCUUGAAAAUUGCAAGAAAGGUGAGUCUAUGCAAUCGCAUAAAAAUUCCUCAGAAAGUCAAGAACAUUUGAAAGAAAAAUUAAAUAUUGAAGAGAUUGAAAAAAAUUAUGAUAUUAAAAAUAAUAUCGAAAAAGAAGAAACAGGAGAAACACUUAAAAAUAAUAUAGAGCAAGAAAAAAUUUUGAAAGAAACAAAUUCGGAGAAACAUAUCGUUGUACAAGAAAUGUUAGCUUUGGAUAAACUACAACAAGAAAAUCGUGAUCAGACGGAAGAUAAAAUAAAUAAAUCAAGACAACCAAAUCAUAUCGAUGAAUCCGAAUCUUAUAAAAUAUUAAGAUAUAAGGUAGAUCAAGUAAAGCGCGAUUUAUUUAGUGAUGACGAAAAUGAUUAUAAAACAUCUUUGACCGUAAAUAUGAAAGAUAAUAACACCAAAUAUCCGCCAAUUAUCCCUGAUGUAGAAACUCAAAACUCUAAUCUUGUUCCUGGCAAGGAGAAUGUUAAUGUUGUUGAAAAUCCUAAAGAGGAGUUAUCGACCGUUCUUCAAUGUCUGCAAUUAGUACCGGCAUCCAAGAAGGAGCAUUCGCACAGUGAUAAAAAUCAAAAUGAAAAUCAAUACAAAGAGCAAAGACAACACGAAACCGGAAGUGAUAAUGAAUCGCAUCAAACGGUCCAAAGUCAUAAUUAUAAAGCCGAAUAUCAUUUCGUGUAUGACGAUACUGCACCAAUAAGGAAGAGAAGGAGAAGAUACAGCGGACAUGAAUUACAGAUUGAAAUCAAUUAUGCCGAUCUUUCGGAUCCAAAUCCCGUUGAGUGCAUCAAAAUAAUGAAAGCUACCGAAUUUGAAGAAAUAUUUAAUCUUCCACCAAAAUCUAAAAAACGGACAAUUAACAAAAAACCACGCGUAAAAAAUGAGAAAGUUUGCGAAACACCCAACAAACAGAUGGAUGCGUUUAAUUUAAAAGAUGAUGCCGCAAAGCCUUUGGCUACGUCAUCUCCUAUGGACGAGCCAUUAAAAGCUAAAACGAAGAAGAUAAUUAUUAAAACUGCUGCAACAAAUAAAACUAAUAAUAAUACGCAAUCUGAUACAAAGAAAAAGCAAAAACUGGAUAAGCAGGAAAAAGUAUCAGAUAUUACCAAAAAUCGAAAGAGAAAGUUGUCAGAAACAAAAGAAACAAAACAGGUUGAGAAGAAAUGCACGACUGAUCCACAAACAUUACUCAAUAAUCUAGAUGAAGUAGAUCUGAAUAAAUUCUUAACUACAGUUCAUGGACCUGAAUAAAUACUCUAUUGUAUAUAUGUAUAUAAA